Molecule: messenger RNA, 1161 nt
Organism: Pomacea canaliculata
Lineage: Eukaryota; Metazoa; Mollusca; Gastropoda; Architaenioglossa; Ampullariidae
Product: type-2 angiotensin II receptor-like
Exons: 1
Coding region: 1-1161 (386 amino acids)
Cellular component (GO): membrane
Molecular function (GO): G protein-coupled peptide receptor activity
Source: RefSeq, a predicted model, not a curated record
AUGAUACCGAAUCAGACACUGGUUACAUCCCUCGCCCAACACGUGCUGACAGCACAGAACACGAGUCACAGCUGGGAUGCAGCACCAAGUCCCCAAGGAUGCAUCUCCAUGGUAACCGCAGACUACCCAGACGAUCCCAUUAGUCAGGCAGUGGAACAUUGGAUCAGCAAAGGGAAGGGAGCCAUCAUUCUCCCAGUCCUGUUCCUUCUUGGAACCGUCGGCAUCUGCCUCAGUCUGACAUCUUUCUACAGGCAAGGCCUCAAGCACAGAAUCAACCUGUGUCUUUUCAGCCUGGAGUUCAUCCACCUUCUGAACAUCGCCUUCCUCUUCCUGCUGAACAUCGACAGCGUGUUUCUUCCUCUAGACUCGGGUGUCUAUGGUCCUGUCUACCAGUUCCUCGUCAACCAUCGCCUGCUGGGGAUGCUGGGCUUCAUGUACGGUGCCAUGUAUCUGACAGCUGUUGCCUCGUGUGAACGGUGCUUAACUGUGUUAUUUCCACUGCAGUCUAAGACUUUGCUCAGCACCAGGACCAUGUAUGUGGUCAUCAUCUGCGGCACCUGCCUGACCACCUUACCUUUCUUCGUCGUCACCGCCAGGUACCAGGUCACGUGCUUCUUUGAUGUGGUGAAAAACUCAACCGUCUUGAAGUACACGGUGAACGAGUAUUACUUCAAGAACAAGGACAUCAUCAACGCUGUCGAAGGAACAUAUUUUGGUCUGAUUCUGUCCCUUGGUCUUCCAUUUAUUGUUUGUGUUUGUACGGCUUUAACAGGCUUCAAGCUGAAGCAGACAAUAACCUUCCGCAAAAAGACUUCAUCGUCUGAUACCAGAAAAGAAGCGGCGACGACCAAAAUGCUGAUCAUCAUAUCUAUAAUUUUUCUUGUCCUCUCCAUCCCAAAUAUUUUCAUCAGGAUGGUCCCUCUCUUUCAGCCAGAAGCCCGGGCAGAUGGCCGCUAUAAUAAUUCUUUCGGCGUUCUGAUUAACGGUGCAGAGGUCGGGAGUGCAAUGAACAGCAGUGUCAAUGUGUUUGUUUAUUAUUUCUCAGGAACCAAGUUCAGGGAAAAUGUUCAAGAAAUAUUUCGUUGUCAAAAACGAGAAAAGAAAAGUAGCAUGGAGCUGACGGAUCACUCCCAGCACCAGAUAUCGAUGAACAGAUGGUAA